Messenger RNA from Rhopalosiphum maidis (corn leaf aphid), 1223 nucleotides. RefSeq names its product rRNA 2'-O-methyltransferase fibrillarin (gene Fib). The transcript is spliced from 5 exons. Bases 153 to 1097 code for a protein of 314 amino acids. Gene Ontology annotation, biological process: rRNA methylation; box C/D sno(s)RNA 3'-end processing. The record is from RefSeq and is a predicted model, not a curated record. Lineage: Eukaryota; Metazoa; Arthropoda; Insecta; Hemiptera; Aphididae. Gene Ontology annotation, molecular function: histone H2AQ104 methyltransferase activity; RNA binding; rRNA methyltransferase activity. Gene Ontology annotation, cellular component: box C/D methylation guide snoRNP complex; Cajal body; small-subunit processome.
GCGCCUAAGUCACAUGUUUCACAUGUUUGAAAUUCGGUAUACUGAACUGUGAUGUGACCCGGCUCCAGCUACUACCUCGUUUUUGUUUGGAAAUUUUUACUCACGUGUUUUAUUUCAUAUUAUUUAAUUUGUGUUCACUAACUAUACAUACAAUGGGUUUUGACCGAGGUGGCCGUGGUGGUGGACGAGGAAGAGGUGGUGGUGGCGGAGGUCGAUUUUCAGGAGGUGGUGGACGUGGUGGUUUUGGCGGUGGCGGUGGUCGUGGUGGUGGCGGCGGUAGAGGAGGUGGUUUCCGUGGCCGAGGAGCUGGUGGCCGUGGUGGCGGUGGCCGAGGUGGUGGUGGAAGACCAUCUGGAGGACCUGGAGGCUUUAAAGGUGGUAAAAAAGUUAUAAUUGAGCCUCAUCGUCAUGCCGGAGUCUUCAUUGCACGCGGUAAAGAAGAUGCACUUGUUACUAAAAACAUGAUUCCCGGAGAAACCAUUUAUGGUGAAAAAAGAAUUAGUGUAGAUCAGACUGAAGGAGAUAAAAUUGAAUACCGUGUAUGGAAUCCGUUCAGAUCAAAAUUGGCUGCUGCUAUUUUGGGUGGAAUUGAUGAAAUCCAUAUGCCACCAGGAUCAAAAGUAUUAUAUUUAGGUGCUGCUAGUGGAACAACUGUAUCUCAUGUUUCUGAUGUUGUAGGCCCAGAAGGACUUGUAUAUGCAGUAGAAUUCUCACACAGGUCUGGCCGUGAUUUGAUUAAUGUUGCUAAGAAAAGAACUAAUAUCAUUCCUAUUAUUGAAGAUGCACGACAUCCACAUAAAUACAGAAUGUUGAUUGGGAUGGUAGAUACAAUUUUUGCUGAUGUAGCUCAACCUGAUCAAGCUAGAAUUGUUUCAAUUAAUGCACAAUAUUUUUUAAAGAACGAAGGACACUUUGUAAUAUCCAUUAAAGCUAAUUGUAUUGACAGUACAGCUGAACCAGCUGCUGUAUUUGCACAAGAAAUUGAGAAACUAAAAACUGAUAAGCUGAAACCAACUGAACAGCUUACAUUGGAGCCUUAUGAAAGAGAUCACGCUGUCGUAGUUGGCGUAUUUAGACCAGUUCCAAAGGCAAAGUAAACCUCAACUAUAUGAUUUUUAAUACAUUAACAAGUUUUUGUACAAAUACUCAAUGAGACCAAUGUUUUUACUUAAAAAAAAUAAGUAUUUUAUUGCUAAUAAAAAUUGGAUUUUUAUUUUAUAAUA